CAGGGGAUGCCACAACCCCACCAAUGCCUGAACAGGGAAUUCCAGAGAUACAGGAAGAACAAGUGACCCCCUCCACCACUGUGCUGGUGACCCUGAGCACCCCAGACAUUGACAGAUGUGCUACUGGAGACACCAACAUCUGUGGCCCUGGAACCUGCGUGAACCUCCCAGAUGGAUACAGAUGUGUCUGCAGCCCUGGCUACCAGCUGCACCCCAGCCAGGCCUACUGCACAGAUGACAACGAGUGUCUGAGGGACCCCUGCAAAGGGAAAGGGCGCUGUAUCAACCGCGUGGGUUCCUACUCCUGCUUCUGCCACCCUGGCUACACGCUGGCCACCUCGGGGGCCACGCAGGAGUGUCAAGAUAUCAAUGAGUGUGAGCAGCCAGGGGUGUGCAGCGGGGGCAGUGCACCAACACCGAGGGCUCCUACCACUGCGAGUGUGAUCAGGGCUACAUCAUGGUCAGGAAAGGACACUGCCAAGAUAUCAACGAAUGCCGUCACCCGGGUACCUGCCCUGAUGGGAGAUGCGUCAAUUCCCCAGGCUCCUACGCUUGUCUGGCCUGUGAAGAGGGCUACCGGGGCCAGAGUGGGAGCUGUGUAGAUGUGAAUGAGUGUCUGACCCCUGGGAUCUGUGCCCAUGGAAAGUGCACCAACCUGGAAGGCUCCUUCAGAUGCUCUUGUGAGCAGGGCUAUGAGGUCACCUCAGAUGAGAAGGGCUGCCAAGAUGUGGACGAGUGUGCCAGCCGGGCCUCAUGUCCCACAGGCCUCUGCCUCAACACGGAGGGCUCCUUCACCUGCUCCGCCUGCGAGAGCGGGUACUGGGUGAAUGAAGAUGGCACUGCCUGUGAAGACCUAGAUGAGUGUGCCUUCCCGGGAGUCUGCCCCUCGGGAGUCUGCACCAACACAGCUGGCUCCUUCUCCUGCAAGGACUGCGGUGGUGGCUACCGGCCCAGCCCCCUGGGUAACUCCUGUGAAGAUGUGGAUGAGUGUGAAGACCCCCAGAGCAGCUGCCUGGGAGGCGAGUGCAAGAACAUGGUGGGCUCCUACCAGUGCCUCUGUCCCCAGGGCUUUCAGCUGGCCAAUGGCACUGUGUGUGAGGAUGUGAACGAGUGUGUGGGGGAGGAGCACUGUGCACCCCACGGCGAGUGCCUCAACAGCCACGGGUCUUUCUUCUGUCUGUGCGCACCCGGCUUCGUCAGCACAGAGCGGGGCACCCGCUGCCAGGAUGUGGACGAGUGUGCCACCACAGACCUGUGUCUGGGAGGGCACUGUGUCAACACUGAGGGCUCCUUCAACUGUCUGUGUGACACUGGCUUCCAGCCCGCCCCAGAGAGUGGAGAGUGUAUGGACAUAGACGAGUGCACCAAUGACACCAUGUGUGGGAGCCACGGCUUCUGUGACAACACCGACGGCUCCUUCCGCUGCCUCUGUGACCAGGGCUUCGAGAUCUCCGCCUCAGGCUGGGACUGUGUGGACGUGAACGAGUGUGAGCUCAUGCUGGCGGUAUGUGGGGCCGCGCUCUGUGAGAACGUGGAGGGCUCCUUCCUGUGCCUCUGCGCCAGUGACCUGGAGGAGUACGAUGCCCAGGAGGGGCACUGCCGCCCACGGGGGGCUGGAGGCCAGAGUAUCCCUGAGGCCCCAACAGGAAACUAUGCCCUGGCCCCCAUCCGCAUGGACUGCUACUCUGGGCAGAACAGCCAUGCACCCUGCUCCAUCGUCCUGGGCCGGAACACCACACAGGCUGAAUGCUGCUGCACCCAGGGCGCCAGCUGGGGAGAUGCCUGUGACCCCUGCCCGUCUGAGGACUCAGCUGAAUUCAGCGAGAUCUGCCCUAGUGGUAAAGGCUACAUUCCUGUGGAAGGAGCCUGGACGUUCGGACAGACCAUGUACACAGAUGCGGAUGAGUGUGUGAUCUUUGGGCCUGGUCUCUGCCCAAACGGGCAGUGCCUCAACACUGUGCCUGGCUACGUCUGCCUGUGCAAUCCUGGCUUCCACUACGAUGCUUCCCACAGGAAGUGUGAGGAUCACGAUGAGUGCCAGGACCUGGCCUGUGAGAAUGGCGAGUGCGUCAACACGGAGGGCUCCUUCCACUGCUUCUGCAGCCCCCCGCUCACCCUGGACCUCAGCCAGCAGCGCUGCAUGAACAGCUCCAGCAGCACGGACGACCUCCCUGACCAUGAUAUCCACAUGGACGUGUGCUGGAAAAAAGUCACCAAUGACAUAUGCAGCGAACCCCUGCAUGGGCAUCGUACCACCUACACAGAAUGCUGCUGCCAGGAUGGCGAGGCCUGGAGCCAGCAGUGUGCCCUGUGUCCCCCCAGGAGCUCUGAGGUCUAUGCUCAGCUGUGCAAUGUGGCUCGCAUCGAGGCGGAGCGGGAGGCUGGGGUCCACUUCCGGCCGGGCUAUGAGUAUGGCCCUGGCCCUGACGACCUGCACUACAGCAUCUAUGGCCCAGAUGGGGCCCCCUUCUACAACUACCUGGGUCCCGAGGACACCGUGCCUGAACCUCCCUUCCCCAACACAGCCGACCACCCAGGGGACCACACGCCCAUCCUUGAGUCUCCCUUGCAGCCCUCAGAACUCCAGCCCCACUAUGUGGCCAACCAUCCAGAGCCCCCAGCCGGCUUCGAAGGGCUUCAGGCGGAGGAGUGUGGCAUCCUGAACGGCUGUGAGAAUGGCCGCUGUGUGCGUGUGCGGGAGGGCUACACCUGCGACUGUUUUGAGGGCUUCCAGCUGGAUGCGGCCCACAUGGCCUGCGUGGAUGUGAAUGAGUGUGAUGAUCUGAAUGGGCCUGCUGUGCUCUGUGCCCACGGUUACUGCGAGAACACGGAGGGCUCCUACCGCUGCCACUGCUCCACGGGUUAUGUAGCCGAGGCAGGCCCCCCCCACUGCACUGCCAAGGAGUAGCAGUCAGGGGUCAGUGUGGCAACUAUCUGGAAAUGGCCUCCAGUCACAGGCAGGGGCCUUGAGGCUGAUUUCCUAGCUGGGAAGACAGGCGUAGUCAGGCCAGAGGUUUCCAAUCAGCCUUGCCUGCUUUCAUCUCUCCCAGCUUAGCCUCUGGCUGUGAGCUUCGGUCACUGCCUCUGUGCCCUUGCUUGGCUCAAGCACCACCAAUCGCUUUAAUGCUUCAGCCACUGCAUGAGGCCCUGUUCACCACCUGUCCUGGCCUUGCUAUGGGAUGCUUACCAAAGGAUGGCCCUCAUCCACCCUCCCAAGAUGUGCAAGCAUGAAAGGCCCCAUGGCCUCACACUGCAGACACCCCUUUCCAGCCACUAUCCACCAUCAUCCUGAUGAUCCCACAACUAGGACAGAGGCUACAUCUGCUCUGUGAAGGUCCUUCAGAAUCUGUGGAGCAAGAAAGGAUUUGGGAAAACUUGGGGACUGACUCCAGUGUCCCCUCCCAAGAACCAUCACCACCACUCAGCCAAUCUGUUCUGGGCCCUGAUUUUGCCACACCUCCAUCCUGUAGCCCAUUCUCUGGCCCCAAGGAGUGGCAGAAGAUCCCUUCACUCAGACACGCAAGACUGAUAGUAGCUUGUUGAGUGUAAGAAACACAAACAAAGAAGAACAAAGAGCCUGAGAAAGCAGCAAGAGGACAUGAUGAAACGUUUGUGGAGUUGAUGAGAAAGGGGAGCCAAGCCUUCAUAUGUCUAAAGAAAAUAUUCGGUAGCUAACAUUCAAAAUACACCCAGUGAUAGCCCGUGUGCACCAGCAGCAAGGGCUGCCAUGGGAUCGCGUACCCAUCUACAAUGACCUCUAUUACAUAAACAGUGCUUCUUACAGGAAACAAACCUCUUCUAGACCCUCCUUUUGUGAAAACCAGUUUGAUGUUCUAAAAGUUAAAAGUCUACUAUUUGGUAUGGUCUUCUUCAGAAGAAGCCAGAUUUCCAAUGUUGUUUUUCCCCUCUACUCAGAAGCACCUGCCCUUUUCCCUUCAGAAAACGACGGCAGGCAAUCCUCUGAGUUUACAAGCAGAGACUCACUCCAACCCAAGCAAGCUGGGAGUUCAGAACCAUGGUAGAAUAAAGAAAUGUACAUAUGGUCUCUUCUGUUCUUGUUUUUAUUUCAUAUCAGACCAAAUAUCUUUACCAUGUUGGCUAAGUCUAAAUAUUAGAGACGAGGCUGUGCCUACUCCCUGGCCAGCUCUGCUGAUAGCCUAUGAUGGGUUCCAAUGGGAAAAGACUCUUUACUAUUGAAAGACAAGGAAAGCUCUGACUUUGCACUUCUCCGAUGAAUGGCAAUGCAAACAAACAAGGCUCCAUGUGACUGGAGCAUAGAAGUGAAUGCUGCUUUCUUAAUUUAAUCUGCCUUGUCCUACCUGCUCUUCUGAUUGUUAGUCUCACAUAACUUAUUGAAUGCUUGCUAUGUGCCAGGCACUGUGCUGAGUGCUAUACAUACAUUUCAUUUAAUUAUCCAAUGAUCCUACUUACCAUUGUUUAUUCUCAAUUUACAGGACAGGAAACUGAGACAUAGAAAGCUUAAUUUUCUCUAGGUUCCUAUAUUAAUUGAGGUGUUUCCAGCAGACAAAAAUAAAUCACUCUUAUGCAUGUGAAAAUAUUCUUUCACUCAUAAUAAAAGAAAUGCAACUUAAAACCAUACUGAGAUGCUUUUUUGAAAUUGUCAAAUUGGUAAAGAUCAGAAAGCUUGUUAAGAUGGCUAGCUGGCAAGCAUGUGGGGAAAUUGGCACUCUCAUAAUAGCUGAUAGAAGUACAUAUUGAAGAGGACGGUAUGGCAAUGUCCUUCAAAAUUAUAAAAGACUAACUCUUUGAUCCAGUAAUUCCACUUCUAGAAACUUGAUCUUCAGAUCUAUUUUCACCAGAUAUGAAAAGACAUAGGUAAGAAUUUAUUACUGCAUCAUUUGUAAUAGCAAAAGAUUAGAAACAAUUAAUUGCUAUGAAACCCUUUAAAAAGGUGUCUCUAAAUGCCUUAAGAUAUCCAAAACAAAUUGAGGGAAAAGGGAGGCUACAUAACAGCGUGUAAUAUAACACUAUUUGUCUAAAGAAUGGGGAAAGAGAAGUGGUUGUCUGUUAAUCCUUGCCACUCCACUUUAUACCUUACCAUUCAGAGACCAUCUUACCAUCCCCCAAAUAUAUCCUGCUGGCACUAUACCUUAACUGCUGUUCCCACCGCCCCUGCAACACUCCAAGCUUCGCCUUCCUGCCCAACCUUGAGAUAUUGCAUGCAUAUAUACAUAUUUCCUUUGUUUAAAACACAAACAGCCUACAAUGCAUGCUGUUCUGCACUUUGCUGGUUUUGUUUUUUUGGCUUUAUACUUGCAAGUAGAGCUGCCUCAUUCCAUUUUAUAGCCGUCUACUAUUCUACUGAAUGGAUAAACCAUAAUUUAUUUAAUCAGUCCCUCACUAAUAGACAUUUCCAUUGUUUCCUGUAUUUUGCUAUAAAUAAUGCUGCAAUGAAUAUUCGUGUGCAUAUUUCACAUUAAUUUAUGGGAUUAUAUCUGCAGGAUAAAUUCUUAGAAACAACGGUGGUUUGUGGGGAGGGUGACAGGGUGGACAGGUUCAGGAUUGGGAGACUUUUCACUGUAUCUCCUUUUGUAUUUUUUUGAAUUUUGUACUAUGUAUCACCUAUUCAAAAAUAAAUAAAAUAUUUUUAAAUACA
Molecule: messenger RNA, 5617 nt
Organism: Saimiri boliviensis boliviensis (Bolivian squirrel monkey)
Lineage: Eukaryota; Metazoa; Chordata; Mammalia; Primates; Cebidae
Gene: LTBP2
Product: latent transforming growth factor beta binding protein 2
Molecular function (GO): calcium ion binding
Source: RefSeq, a predicted model, not a curated record